Molecule: messenger RNA, 235 nt
Organism: Dentiscutata erythropus
Lineage: Eukaryota; Fungi; Glomeromycota; Glomeromycetes; Diversisporales; Gigasporaceae
Source: the annotation of a GenBank genome assembly
AUGUGGCUUGUAGCGAAUGAUAUCAUAAUAGGAGUUACCAUAGGAUCAUUUCUUAUCAAUAAUAGUGAGUACGUGGCAAAUAUCUUAUUGAAGGACUAUCUUGAUCAUUAUACUAUUGAAAAUUUAGUGUCAAUGAUUGAAUGGUUGAUGGGUUGGCCAGCGGGCCUGAAAUUGAACAGUGAGCUCGAUAAAUUCUUGGGUGAACUCUUUCUUUGGUCAAUUGAUUUGUGGAAAG